Molecule: messenger RNA, 1416 nt
Organism: Amoebophrya sp. A120
Lineage: Eukaryota; Dinophyceae; Syndiniales; Amoebophryaceae
Source: the annotation of a GenBank genome assembly
CGGAAAAAUCGGGUGACGAGAAUGACCACGACACGACAUCACCCGAGCAAAAGACCGCUCGUCCCACCGACAAAAAGAAAGAGGAAGAGCAGCACUCCAAAACUACAACCCGACACCAAGAAUCCACCUACCACGAGCUCGAGUCCGCCCUGCUAGCGGACCCGCGGAGUAACUUGCGGAAGAAGCUGGUGGAUUUGCAAUUACCGAACGAAAGCCUGGAAAAACUGAGCCGCAUCCUGUUUGUGUACACCAACGGGCUGCAUUCCGCGUUUAACUCCUUACUGGAGGAUGCAAAUAAAUCGUUUGCCGCACCAACGGGGACGGGAACCGGCGGACCAGGAAGCCCUAGAAGCACUGCUGCAGGAGCGUCGUCUACUGUCCUACCGGCUGGCCGACACAAUGAGGAAACACUAGGGCUUCUCUGGCGCGUGUAUCUUGCGGCUCUGGACAAAACGGUAGGGGGCUUGGAUUGCGGACCCGAAAUUUCUUGGUUCGACAGAAAUUUCGACUGGAUCGUGAGCGAAUUUCACGAGAAAGCGAUGAAUUCGCUGAAGGAACACGGUGCAAGAGCAGGUCACGAAUCUUUCGAACAACACGACACUGUUUUGGAGCGCCUGCUGGAUCAGCAGUUCUUGAACGAAGCGAAGAGUACUGCGCCCAAGAAGACAACGAGAAAAGCGACUGUUUCACAACCCGACGAGAAGAUGGUGCCCGGUACAGCUGCUGUUGUCGGUGUGCCGACAUCUUCUCCGAGUGCAGCUUCCGAGCAGGUAGCUGAUGACAGCCAAGUAGGAACAAAGACUCUGACCUCCGCUGUUUCUGAAGACAGGAGUACUAAGGACCCCGGUGCGGAAAAACAAGAUCCGCAACAACUUGGCAAACAAAGCGAAAAAGAAACGAAAACAAGAAGUGCGACCACCCUUGAUUCCGCUUCGGUGGGAGUAUUAAAUGCGAAUAACGAGAAAGAGCAGCAGAAAAAGCAGAGCAUCAUCCUCCCGCUUUCCGCUUUUCUGAAGCAGGACGAGAAGAAGCGGAUUUCCCAGUAUGUGCAGAACGCAACCACGACUUUCCGCCAAUUAGAGAACAAAAUCGAGUCCCUGGAGCAAACGGUUUUCGAACUCGAAACAAAGGACUACGCCCUAGAAAAUGAUCAACUACAGACAAAAGUCGCCGAGUUGGAGAAAAAACUGCACGAAACCGAAACCGAGUUAGACUUCGAGACGAAAGCGAAGGUGAAGCAGAAGAGACAGCACGACCAGCUACUGACCCUGUUCGGCGAGAUUUCCAAAGAUUUGGAAAAGGAACGGAAUCUGAAUUCCAGAUUAGUGCAAACGGUGGACGCAAUGGAAAACACCUCCGCCGUUUUGUACGCACCAUCCAGGGGCGGAAUCCCACCACCGAACAUGAUGGGCGGCG